CGUUAUCGCAAUCGCAAAGGAAGUGGAAGGUUCGGUGAACGCCGGUGGAUCGCAGCCGGAUCCCCUUCUUCUUCCUCCGCAGGCUCGCGACGGCCAAAAACCCCAGAGCGAACCAGAGGAGGCAAUUCAAAGCCUCUCGAGCUUCGAAGAGACCUCAUCGCACUUCGCGUCGCCGAUCGUGCAUUACCGAAGAGUACCGAUGAAGCCGCUGCUCCUGCUGCUCCUGUCGGCCCUCGCUUCUAUCCCGGCCCCCGCGUCGCCGGCGACCCCCGAUCCCGAGCCCGGCAGCUUCCCCGAGUGGAAGCUCGUCACCAAGCAGAACUUCUCUUCUGAGAUCAGGCACCACCCUCACAUCCUCCCCCUCGUCACUCUUCCUUGGUCUGGUGAGUCUCGAUCCCUCAUGAAAGAGAUUGCUCAUUCGCUCCAUAAAAGGAAAGACGAACUCGGCUCCUUGAGGCCGAUGUUUAUGUACAAAAAUGUGGAAAAGAUGCUGGCGGAUGCUAUAGGUGCUUCCCAGGAACAGGAAACCACGAUUAUGUAUUAUCACCAUUCUGCAUCUUACAAGUAUCGCGGAAGACUUCGGGCACAGAAUAUAUUGUCGUCACUUCAUCCUUAUUUGACAGUUCCUCCUGAAAAUCUUCCCCUUGAACUUAUCAAAUUUGAACAAGACUUGAAAAGCUUCCUUGAAUCGACAGACAGAGCUUUACUUCUUCUGGAAUUUUGUGGAUGGGCUCCAGAAUUGCUGAUUAGGGCGAGGAAGAAUGGUACUGAACAUGGCUAUGGUUCACAGGGGGAUAUUGUUGAAGUCAAUUACCAUGAAAAGACGGACAGAAUGUCAGCAUUUAUUGGAAACAAGAAGCAGAAGAGUUUGGAAAAUGGUGUCGCACAAUGUGGGAUCCAAAAUGGAUUCUAUGGGAUCCCUUCAUUUGGGGAAUUAAGCUCAGACAAUAAUAAUUCUACUACGGACAGCGCUGAGGACGAGAGGCACGGGGCUGGAGUCUCAUGUAAUUUCGGAGAGUUUCAACAAUUUGAAUCUUUCUUCUCAAAGUUCAUGACAGCUGCAAGAGAGUUUUUACUGCCACCUAAGAGACAUAGAUUUGGUCUGAUUACAAAUAGAUCAUUACUUUUGUCAUUGGGGGUUGGAGAAAUUAAUUCAUGGUCAGCAAUGAUACAUUAUGCUGGAUGUCCCAGUUGCUCAAAGUAUCUCGAGAAAGAGCACGACUUUGAGAGGUUUCUGCAGAUGGAAGAUCCGGCAGUUGCUGAAUUGGAAGAUAACGAGCGUAACUUAGAGCCUGCUUUACCAGCAAAUAAGCCAUCGAUACUUCUUUUUGUGGAUAGGUCAUCGGACUCAUCAGAAACGAGAAUUAAGAGUAAGGAAGCAUUCGAUGCUUUUAGAAAACUGGCGCUGCAGUACCAUAUUCCUGCUCACAUGCGUGAAAAGAAUAAAGAAGAGCUGGGAAAAUUUUCAGUCCAUUCACAUCUGUCAUCAAGAAGCAUGAGUAGGCAGCCUAAAGCACUGGAAAGUACAUCUAGGCAUCCUAAGUUAAAACUAUACCAAUCAUCUCAGAGUGUAAACUUAGGGGAUAAGGUGUCUAUCAUGAUAGUGAAUGACGAAAAGCAUGCAACUUUAGGUAAGAUCACUACUGAUGUGCAAGGAAGUUCUUUGCAUGAAGUUUUGGAAAAUCUUCUUCAGAGAAACAAGGCAGCCAGGUUGAGCUCACUCGCCAAGAAGGCAGGCUUCCAACUUCUGUCUGAUGAUUUUGAGAUUAAAAUAUCAAAUCCAUUGUCGUCUCAGACAGAAAUUGAGCCUAACCAGGCUUCAGUUGAACUUUCCAAGGAAGACCUGGUAAGUCAGAUUGAUCGGGACCAGGAGAAAGUAAUAAAUAUUAUGAGCACAUCAGCUGCAGGACCUGGGGAAAAUAUGAUUCCCACUGGUUCAGAACCUUUGCGUUAUGAUGAAGAGAAGAUAGACACUGCUAAUUCGAGCGAUGAUUUAACAUCUGCUGAGAGUGAGCACAUUUUUACCAAUACUGAACUUGAUAAUCUUGAAGAUAUCAGGGUGGAUGAAAUACAUUUAUCAAAGGUAGAUAAAAUAAGGGGACAGCUGCAGUCACGAGGCUUGGAAGGUUCAUUUUACUUUUUGGAUGGUAAUUACCGGCUGCUGAAGGCCUUGACUGGAGGGUUGAAGGUUCCAUCCUUGGUAAUAAUUGAUCCGAUUUUGCAAUGCCACUAUCUGUUCCCAGAUCAGAUGCAUUUUAGCUACACUCCACUGGCUAACUUCCUAGAUAGGUAUUUGAAUGGUAGUCUUCUCCCGUAUCAGCACUUCGAGUCUCUGAUAACGAUGCCUCGGGAUGCUGCUCGCCCCCCCUUCGUAAAUUUGGAUUUUCAUGAGGCUGAUUCUAUACCACGGAUAGCGGUUAAAACUUUUGUUGAGCUGGUUUUUGGUUUUAAUCACUCUGAGACUGGUAAUGUUGCACCUGCUAGGCGGAAGGAUAUGUUGGUCCUGUUUAGCAAUGGCUGGUGUGGAUUUUGUCAGAGAAUGGAACUAGUUGUUCGUGAAGUACAUCGAGCUUUAAGGAGUUAUAUGAACAUACUGUCUCGUGGAUUUCAAAAUGCUCAAACACAGUUCAGCAUUGGAAGUGCUUCAUCUAUGGAAGACAACAUGGAGGGUAUGGCUCAAAAGCUUCCUCUUGUUUACUUGAUGGAUUGCACAAUGAAUGAUUGCAGUCUUAUUUUCAAAGCAAUGAACCAGAGAGAACUUUACCCAGCUUUGGUGUUGUUUCCAGCAGAAAAUAAAACUUCUGUGUCUUAUGACGGCGAUAUGGCAGUUGCGUCUAUUGUCAAGUUCUUAGCUGACUAUGGAAGUUAUUCUCAUAACCUCAUCAGUGAGAAGGGAAUCCUCUGGACUUCACGGGCAAAAUAUGGCGUGGGUCAAAAUUCUUUCAGCACAACAUCAUCUAAUGUGGUUCACGGGGAAAAUCUCGCAGGAAAGGACCAGUUACAAGACUUUUUGCUGCAAAAUAAGGCAGCAGACAGAACGGUCGAGUACAGUUGGACCAAACUGCCUAAAUCGAAAGGCCCAGAUGGAGCAGCUUCCCGUGUAGUGGUUGGUUCCAUCCUUGUUGCUACUGAGAAACUUCUUGGCAUGCACCCAUUUGAUAACUCCCUGAUUCUCAUUGUGAAAGCGGAUAAAGUCACCGGGUUUCAAGGUCUGAUUAUUAACAAGCCUAUUAGCUGGGAUAUUCUGCAUGAACUGGAAGAAGGGUCUGAGUUUCUUAAGGAGGCACCUCUUUCGCUUGGUGGGCCCCUUGUAAACCGUAGACUGCCUUUAGUCAGUUUAACUCGAGCCAAUAAGAACCAGUACCUGGAAAUCCUACCAGGGAUGCGCUUCGUCGACCAGUUGGAGACGAUUAGAGAGAUUGAUGAACUCAAGGCAGGAAAUGGAUCUGUCGCUGAUUAUUGGUUUUUCUUGGGGUGUGCCAGCUGGGGUUGGGACCAGCUAUUCGAUGAAAUUGACAAAGGAGCUUGGAACGUCAACCAUGACGCAAUGAAGGAAGUUACUUGGCCGAGACCAUGAUCUCGUUUGUUUUGUCGUGCCAUCCGGUUAGAAAUCCUUUCUGUCGGGAUAACUUUGGAAAGCUCGUUAUAGGAAUUUUGAAAGAGCGUCUGAAAGAUGGAUGCGUCUUGUCCUAGUUGUAUUUCAUUAUACGUCCCCCAUAGAGAUGUUGAGAUCACAUUCAGGUAUCCCUUUCAGAUGUUUAGUUUCAUUCAAAUUGUCGGUUUAAACGUACAUAUAGCAUUCUGCUUGAGGUAUUUUUUCCUCUUUUCUUUGGUUUUUUUAA
This is a messenger RNA of Syzygium oleosum, 3842 nucleotides long. RefSeq lists its product as uncharacterized. NCBI's taxonomy places the organism in Eukaryota, Viridiplantae, Streptophyta, Magnoliopsida, Myrtales, Myrtaceae. The record is from RefSeq and is a predicted model, not a curated record. The transcript is spliced from 8 exons. Bases 200 to 3577 code for a protein of 1125 amino acids.